Molecule: messenger RNA, 3037 nt
Organism: Diospyros lotus (date-plum)
Lineage: Eukaryota; Viridiplantae; Streptophyta; Magnoliopsida; Ericales; Ebenaceae
Product: receptor-like protein kinase 7
Exons: 3
Coding region: 1-2997 (998 amino acids)
Biological process (GO): protein phosphorylation
Molecular function (GO): protein kinase activity; receptor serine/threonine kinase binding; ATP binding
Source: RefSeq, a predicted model, not a curated record
AUGCCCAAUGUGAUUCGCGCUCUCAAUUGCCGUUUCCAAGUUUCAUCCAAACUUCAGCAGCCGCCGGCCAUGUCGGCAGAGCUCGUUUCCCGGCGACAGCCUGGCGGGGGCAUAUUUCUAGCCUUCCUCUGUUUGCUCUCCCUCGUUGCUCCUCCAUCCAGAGCGGAUGAACAGCUUGAAGCCCUUCUCGGAUUCAAAACCGCUCUGGCAGGAUCAAACACGUCCGUGUUUGAUUCGUGGACUGAUCAAAAUUACGUCUGCGACUUCACCGGAAUCAGCUGCGACGGCAGCCAAAUGGUCAGAGAAAUCAAUCUUCCCAGGCAACGGUUGUCUGGAACUCUUGCUUUUGAGGCCAUUUGCUCGCUUGGAUCGCUGGAGAAAAUUUCUCUGGGUUCGAAUUCCUUGAACGGGAGAAUCGGUGAAGAAUUGGCGAAUUGCACUCGCUUGAAGUACUUGGAUUUGGGUAUGAAUUCGUUCGCCGGAGAAGUGCCCGAUUUGUCGUCUUUAGUCGAGCUGAAGUUUUUGAACUUGAACCAAAGUGGAUUUUCCGGGAAAUUUCCGUGGAAAUCGCUGGAAAAUCUUACGAGACUUGAGUUCUUGAGCCUCGGAGACAACCCAUUUGAUAAAAAUUCGUUUCCUCUGGAGGUGUUGAAUAUGAAGAAACUAUAUUGGCUCUACCUAUCCAAUUGCAGUCUUGAAGGGCAAAUUCCUGAAGGAAUCGGGAACCUCACGCUGCUUCAAAACCUCGAGCUUUCCGACAACCUAUUUUUCGGGAAAAUUCCGAGGGGAAUCACGAAGCUGAAGCAACUCUGGCAGCUCGAGCUCUACGACAAUGAUUUCGCCGGAGAGAUUCCCGUCGGGUUCAGGAAUCUCACCAAUCUCGUCAAAUUCGACGCUUCAGCUAACAAUCUAGAAGGAGACCUCUCGGAGCUCAAGUACUUGACACAACUAGAAUCGUUGCAGCUGUUUGAGAACCGAUUCUCCGGCGAAAUUCCUGCGGAAUUUGGAUAUUUCAAGUCUCUCCUGGGACUUUCUCUGUACACGAACAGGCUCACAGGUUCUCUUCCUCCAAAGAUUGGUUCUUGGGCAGACUUUAAUUUCAUCGACGUCACCGGAAACUUCUUGACUGGUCCGAUUCCGGCCGACAUGUGCAAGAAUGGCAAGAUGAUUGAUCUCCUCCUCCUCCAGAACAAGUUCACAGGUGGAAUUCCGGCGAGCUAUGCACACUGCUCGACGUUGGAACGUUUACGGGUAAACAACAAUUCACUCUCCGGCGUAGUCCCAGCCGAAAUUUGGAGCCUGCCAAAUUUAUCCAUAAUUGAUCUCACUGGGAACCAAUUUGAAGGUCCGGUGGCUGCCACCAUCGGCGGGGCAGAGUCUUUAGCCCAGCUGUUUCUAGCUUACAACAGAUUUUCCGGCGAGUUACCGGCCUCACUCUCAAAUACCACAUCUUUGGUCGCCAUUGAUAUGAGCUACAACCAGUUUUCCGGCGAAAUUCCGGCCUCAAUCGGCAAUUUGAAGAGACUUAGCAGCAUUCAUCUAGAGAGCAACUUGUUUUCUGGCACUAUCCCAGAGUCAUUAGGCUCGUGUUCUUCUCUUAGUGAGCUGAACCUCGCCUGCAAUUCAUUCUCCGGCGUAAUCCCGGCGAGUAUAGGCUCUGUACUCAGCCUGAACUCCUUAAACUUAUCCGACAACAAGCUUUCCGGCCAAAUCCCGGCUAGUUUAUCUUCACUAAGAUUUAGCCUUCUCGAUUUGUCGAACAACAGAUUGGUUGGCCCUAUACCGGAAUCUUUAUCCAUUGAAGCGUACAGUAAAAGCUUCGCCGGAAACCCAGGACUUUGCAAUGGGAAGCUCAGGAACUUCCGGUCAUGUUCGUCGGAUUCAAACGAUUCAAGCAGUAUCCGGACAAAGGUGUCUUGCUUCGUCGCCGGAGCAACUGUCUUGUUUGUCUCUCUAGCUUGUUUCAUGUAUGUGAAGUAUAAAACCAAAGGCAGAGAUCAGAACCGUCCUAUCAAGAGCGAUGGCUCUUGGAAUAUGAAACAGUUCCAUGUUCUGAGCUUCACGGAAGAAGAAGUGAUGGACGGAAUCAGAACGGAGAAUUUGAUCGGAAAAGGCGGGUCCGGUAACGUGUACAGAGUUGUUCUAAGGUGCGGAAAGCAACUGGCGGUGAAGCACAUUUGGAAGCCUGAGUCCGAUGACCGGAGGAUCUGCAGGAGUAGCGCCGCCAUUCUGGCAAAGGGCGGCCGCCGGUGGCCGGAAUUCGACGCCGAGGUGGCGACUCUGAGCUCCGUCCGGCACGUGAACGUGGUGAAACUGUACUGCAGCAUCACGAGCGAGGAUUCAAAUCUUCUGGUUUAUGAAUAUCUUCCCAAUGGAAGUUUGUGGGACCGGAUGCAUACAGGCCGAAAAAUGGAGAUGGACUGGGACGUCAGGUAUGAGAUCGCGGUGGGUGCUGCCAGGGGGUUGGAAUAUCUCCACCAUGGCUGUAAUAGGCCAGUGAUACAUCGCGACGUUAAAAGUAGUAACAUUCUGCUGGACGAGGAGAUGAAGCCGAAGAUUGCGGAUUUCGGGCUGGCGAGAGUUGCUCCGGCAAACGACAUUAUGGACUCCACACUGGUGAUCGCCGGGACUCUCGGUUACAUCGCUCCAGAAUACGCGUACACGUGCAAGGUGAACGAGAAGAGCGAUGUGUACAGCUUCGGGGUGGUUUUGAUGGAGCUGGUGACCGGAAAAAGGCCAGUAGAGGCGGAGUUCGGCGAGGACAGGGACAUAGUCCAAUGGGUGUGCGGCCAAAUGAGGAGCCACAACGGCGUGCUUCACUUGGUAGAUGCUGCCAUCUCGGAGGACCUAAAAGAAAGCGCGGCCACCGUGCUAAGCAUCGCUCUCCACUGCACCAUGAAGACGCCGGCUCUCCGGCCGUCGAUGAGGGCGGUGGUGCAGAUGUUGGAAGAGGCAAAGCCUCUAGAGUUGAGGGAAGUCGUUGUCAAUAAAGGCUAGAAGGUGGGCCAGACUGAAGACUUCUUAUUCAAAAAUUUCU